UCCGCUCUGCGGCCUCCUUCACGCCUCUUAAGCAGCGGCUUAAUCCUCGAGCAGAGCAGAGAGAUGGCUGGGCGCCGUGCAGCUGUGAAGGCCAUCGACUGGGUGGCUUUUGCAGAGAGGGUCCCACCGAACCAGAGGGCCAUGUUCAACAGCUUGAAGACCCGCAGUGAUUCUGUAGCUGCUAAACUUGCGUCCUUGCCAGAGAAGCCAGCUCCCAUCGACUGGACUUACUACAGGAGUGUUGUGGCUAAAGCAGGCAUGGUGGACGAGUUUGAGAAGAAGUUUGCUGACUUGACGGUCCCUCAGCCAGUGGACACUCAGACAGCAAAGAUUGAUGCCCAGGAGCAGGAGGCUAACAAAACUGCAGCUGCUUAUCUGGAAGCAUCUAAAGCUCACAUUGCUGAGUAUGAGAAGGGGCUUGAGAAGUUCAGGAACAUGAUUCCUUUCGAUCAGAUGACCAUAGAAGAUCUCAACAACACCUUCCCAGAGACCAAGCUGGACAAGGUCAAACAUCCAUACUGGCCACACAAACCUAUUGCCGACUUGUAAUUUAUUAGCAGCAGCCAGAGCUUCAGGAAUGUAUCUUUGAAUCUGAGGUUGCUCGAUAUAGUCUGGUCUGAGUAAUGCUUCUGCUGUAGAAGUGAUUCCAGUCGUGAAAUGACCCAUUUCUCAUUUAUUUGUGGAUAAAAAUAAAGACAAAUUGUUUAAAUUA
Messenger RNA from Carassius gibelio (silver crucian carp), 712 nucleotides. RefSeq names its product ATP synthase peripheral stalk subunit d (gene atp5pd). Gene Ontology annotation, molecular function: proton transmembrane transporter activity. Bases 64 to 549 code for a protein of 161 amino acids. Gene Ontology annotation, biological process: proton motive force-driven ATP synthesis. The record is from RefSeq and is a predicted model, not a curated record. NCBI's taxonomy places the organism in Eukaryota, Metazoa, Chordata, Actinopteri, Cypriniformes, Cyprinidae. The transcript is spliced from 6 exons.